AUGUCUUCUGCUGGAAUCGUUCUCAGCCCUCUCCCAGAAGAUCCACUCUCCCUCCUUGGCGUCGAUGGCUCUAGAUCUCCUCACUGUACAGCAGAAUACAUCUUUAUCUACCUCUCAUUCUCCUCGGGAUCGGCGCGGAUCCCGAUGAGGGUACUGGCUUCCGAAUCCAUAGCAUCCGUGAAACUAAGAAUACAGGGGUGCAAAGGGUUUGUUGUGAAGAAGCAGAAGCUGAUCUUUGAUGGGCGCGAACUGGCUCGGAACGAGUGCCUGAUCCGGGACUACGGCGUGGGCAACGGUAACAUUCUUCACCUUGCGCUCCGCCUGAGCGACUUGCGUACCAUCACUGUUAAAACAACAUUUGGGAGGGAAUACAAAUUCCAUGUGGAGCAGAACAAGAACAUCGGAUACAUCAAGCAGCAAAUUGCCAGCAAGAGAAACGGUUUUGCUCACCCGUCUGAGCAGAAGCUGAUAUGUAAUGGUGAGGAACUCGAUGAUCAGUGCCUGAUUGAAGAAAUCUCCAGUGACAAAGAUGCUGUGAUCCAUUUAGUUCUGUGCAAAUCGUCAAAAAUUAGGUCAAAACCAGUCGAAAAGGAUUUUGAACUGUCGAUUGAGACAUCAGAUAUUUGCGAGUCGAAGAGUUUCGAGGUUCCUCAAAUCUUUGAAAGGGAACAGCAGAGUAGAUAUUUAUUGCUCGAGCCAGUUAUUGUGAAUCCCAAAGUCGAAUUGCUGCCCGUUAUUCAUGACAUGAUUCGUGCGACAGUUGCUGGUUUGGAGAAGGGCAAUGUGCCUGUCCGGUCAUCGGAAGGCUCAGGAGGAGCCUAUUUCAUGCAUGGAAAAUCAGGUCAGAAAUAUGUUGCAGUUUUUAAGCCUAUUGAUGAGGAACCAAUGGCUGUGAAUAAUCCUCAGGGACUCCCCUUAUCAGUAGAUGGUGAAGGCUUAAAGAGAGGGACACGGGUUGGAGAGGGUGCGUUGAGGGAGGUUGCAGCCUACCUGCUGGACCAUCCCAUCGGUGGGCGCCGUUCAUCUUUGCACAGUGGCACAGGGUUUGCAGGUGUUCCUCCUACAGUGAUGGCCCGUUGCUUGCAUGAAGGUUUUAAUCAUCCUGAUGGGUUCACCAGUGCAGCUAAAAAUAUUAAAAUCGGAUCCUUGCAAAUGUUUAUGGAGAAUGUAGGCACUUGUGACGAUAUGGGUCCUCGAGCUUUUCCACUUGAAAAUGUUCAUAAAAUCUCUGUUCUGGAUAUCCGAUUGGCCAAUGCUGAUAGGCAUGGUGGGAACAUCCUAGUCUGCAAAGAGGGAGAAGAACACCGGAUUCGGCUGGUUCCUAUUGAUCAUGGAUAUUGCUUGCCGGAGAAUGUGAGUUUAUCUUUCAGUUUUUAUCUUCUUCCAAAUUUCUGCUUAAUUUCAUUAAUGUUGAAGUCAUGGUUGUGCGUGAUUUCAAUCCUUUACACGUCGUAGGCAAUGUAGGGUAAGAUUUUUUCUGACUUCUAUGGAUCCCAUGAUCUUCUAAUGUUGCCAUUGUCCAUAUUGAUAUCUCCUGUUAGCCAUUUAACUGCCUUCAACAUUGCUGAACCCUGGAAGGUAUAAUGUUAAGAUAGGGUGGACUUCUGUUAGCUAUUUUCUUAAGCCUGCGAAAUGGAAAUCAAGAAACAGUUGGAGGUCUCUCAUAACUUUAUGGGUGCGUUUUUCAGGGAGUAGGACAUUUGUCCAUGAUAAUUUUUUGCCUUUAGUCUAUGAAUGCCACACACAUCGAGGCAUCAGCCACGAAAUACUGUGGCUGAACCAAUGUCCCUAUUUGAAACUGCUUUCCCAAAGAGUCAUCUUUUAAUUUUUUCUAUCAGGUACCAACCCCAAUCAAGAAAGAAGGCUAAUUCAGGCUCCACUUGUUGGACCAUCUCAUAUCGAUGUCUGAGAAUUCAUUCCACCAGUAAUAAUGUUGUGCGUUUAUAAAGUUUAGAUUGUAAAGAGUGACAAUAAGAAUCAUCAAGUGUUGGAGCCAUUUAAUCGAACAGGUGAUAGAGAAUAAUGCUUCACGGCCUUUCUUUAAGUGAUUUCUUCUCAAACAUGCGAAAGAAAGGUUUCUGAUUUGUGUCACACAGAAUAAUGUCCCUGGGGAUGGGAAUCUAGUGAAUGUGCAUAAUUUUUGUCAGAUUCUACGGUAUUCGAAAAUAAUGCCCUCUAAUGGAAGACCAGGUCAAUACAGAAAUGCACAUUUUUUAUUUGAAAAGUCCCUGAAUUCUCACAUGACAACAUAUCUAAUUUGAAUAUAUCUGCACAGAUUUAUUUAUUUUCCUUCCCUUUUUGCACUACAAUGCAUGAAGUUGCGAGCCGCCAAUCUCUCAUUCCCUUUGCUCCUGCCCACAGUUUGAAGACUGCACAUUUGAAUGGCUGUACUGGCCCCAAGCCCGAGAACCAUUUAGCCCCGAGAUCAUCGAGUACAUAAGAUCACUUGACGCAGAGGAGGACAUAGCCCUGCUAAAAUUCCACGGCUGGGAGCUCUCCCUCGAAUGUGCCCGCACCCUGAGGAUAUCCACCAUGCUUCUGAAGAAGGGUGUUGAGAAGGGCCUGACUCCCUUCGCCAUCGGUAGCAUCAUGUGCAGAGAAACCCUCAAGAAGGAGUCAGUGAUCGAGGAGAUCGUCCGUGAAGCGAGUGAAGCCGUCAUCCCAGGGACCAGUGAGAGCGCAUUCCUGGAAUCCGUUUCUGAAGCAAUGGAUCGUCGCCUCGGUACGCUGCCUAUGUAG
Messenger RNA from Spirodela intermedia, 2739 nucleotides. Lineage: Eukaryota; Viridiplantae; Streptophyta; Magnoliopsida; Alismatales; Araceae. The record is from the annotation of a GenBank genome assembly.